GGCGGCGCCGCUCUCCCGUAAGCAGCGGCUCAUGGCAGCGGCGGGCGCGGCCCUGUCGUGCUUCAUCUGCGGCGGCGGCAUCGCGCGCGGCAAGGAGCUGAAGCUGCCGGUGAGGCCGGCGGGCCCCGCGCAGCCCUUCUUCCCGUUCCUGCAGCAGCAGGAGCCGGCGCCCGGCGCGCGCGGGCUGAGCGCGGCCGAUGGCUGCGUGCUGGUGUGCGCCGUGUGCCGCUGCUUCCUGGCCGAGCAGUGGGCCGCCUUCGAGCGCGCGCGCACGCCCGUGGACAAGCGCGUGUACUGGCUCAAGAGGCCGCAUCAGUGCGACGCGAGCGCGGCCGGCCGGCGCGGGGCCCGCGAGUGGAACACCGAGGACGCGCGCGACUCGGAGCUGUCGGAGCUGUCGGACGCUGACGCGCUGCCGGAACCUGAGCCUGAGCCCGAGCCCGAGCCGGAGCCGGAGCCUGAGUCCGAGGAUGCGCACGACUCCAGCAAGUCCGGAGCCCGGCGCCGGCGCACGGGGCCAGGGGCGCACUGGGCUCCGGAGCCGCGAGCCAGCGUGCUGAGGGGCAUCCAGGAACCCUGGCCCGGCCCCGCUGCGCCCGACGGCACGGACGGCGCCGCCUCCAGCCGGCCCGCGGCGCCCCCAGAGCGCAGUAGCACCCCCGAGGGCAGCGACGUCGCCGGGAGCCUCGGGGACGAAGGGCUGGAGCGGCCUCCCCGGACGCCCGCGGACAGCCAGGCCCGCUGCUGCUACGUCUGUGGCUCGGCGCUGUCACCGGCCUCGCAGCAGCAGAUCCACGUGCAGAAGCAGGAGACUCCCGCCCAGGCGCCCUUCUUCCCCUUCCUGUGGCUGCAUAGCCCCCCGCCCGGCGCCCAGCCCAUCACCGAGGCGGGCAGCACCCUCGUGUGUCCCUGCUGCUUCUCGUCCCUCACACACCAGUGGCAGAGCUUUGAGCUGGCCAACGUGCCGGUCUUGCAGCGGCUCUACGUGGUGCCCCUGAACAGCCACGCCCCCGGCAUGGCCUCCAAGGCCCGGAGACUCCCUAGGGAAGAGGUUCCCGCCCCCACCGCGGGGCUACUGCGGGAAGCCUGCUACCUCUGUGGGGAGGACUGUACACGGGAUGCCCGGGCUGUGCCCUCCCGCCUUGUCAACGGCAACUCUGGGGGCUCCAUGCACUUCCCCUUCCUUAGCCUCCUGCCCUGCCCACCCAACGCUCGGCCCCCCAACAAGCGCUGCGAGGUUCGCAGCUGCCCCAAGUGCUUCAGCGUCCUGGAGGACGUCUGGGCCCUGUACCGGGCAUCGCACAACCGUGAUCUCAUCAGCUCUGUGCAAGGCUUCCUGGGCAGGUACCACCAAGCCUUCUCUGCCUCGGACCCUACCCUGAGCGAACUGCCCACUUCUGCGCAGGGAGGCCCGCCUGCGGUCUGCUACAUCUGCGGAGCUGAGCUGGGGCCGGGCAAGGAGUUCCAGCUCAGCAUGAACCCCGCCAGCCACCUGGGCGAGAAGGAACCCUUCUUUCCCUUCCUCACCGUCUAUCCGCCCGCCCCACGGGCCAGGCCUGCAGACUCCACGGGCCUGGUGGCAACCUGUGUGCUCUGCUAUCAUGACCUGCUGGGUCAGUGGCUGCAGCACGAAGCCAGAGCCGCUCACCAGCCGGUCAGCGCCUGGUCGAGGCAGUACCAAGUGGACACAUUCGUGUGCUUCUUCUGUCAGCAAGAGAAGAAACGGUGUCUGGGGCUGAAGUCCGUGAGAGUGGCCAGGCUCCCCUUGUUCCUGUAUACCCUGAGAGCCAGCCACAGCCUGUUGGUGGAUGAUGGCCGGCAGCUGAUCAUCGGUGCCUGCGUGGAAUGCGGGACCCUGGUUUGUGCAGGCCAAGGGGUUGCCAGCCAGGGACCCAUGGGCUGGAGCUCUCCAACAGCAGGAGUAACAAAGGUUACCUCAGCUCCCCUGGAGGCACCUGCAAUUGUCCAUGCUCCUGCAUCAGAGCCCGAGCUACAGCCAGUGCCCCCCACAGACAGUCUAUCCAGGGGCAUCAGGACCACCCAGGAGCCGCUGCCAGUGUCGAGCCAGCAGAGCAGCCGGGACAGCUGGGAUGGAGAUGGCGUAGACCUCACAGCUACAGGCAUGAGCCAUGAGCCCAAGUCCCCUUCCAUAGGGAUGCUUUCCACGGCGACCAGGACCACCGCCACCGUCAACCCCCUCACCCCCUCGCCACUCAAUGGCGCCCUGGUGCCCACCGGUAGCCCGGCCACCAGCAGUGCGCUAUCGGCCCAGGCCGCUCCAUCCUCCAGCUUUGCUGCCGCGCUGCGCAAGCUCGCCAAACAGGCAGAGGAGCCCAGAGGGUCCUCACUGAGCAGCGAGUCAUCUCCAGUGUCCUCUCCAGCCACCAACCAUAGCUCUCCAGCUAGCACGCCCAAACGAGUGCCCAUGGGCCCCAUCAUCGUCCCCCCUGGGGGUCACAGUGUCCCCAGCACUCCCCCAGUGGUCACUAUUGCCCCCACUAAAACCGUCAACGGAGUCUGGAGAAGCGAGAGCCGCCAGGACUCCGGCUCACGAGGCAGCAGCAGUGGUCGGGAGCGCCUAUUGGUGGAGCCGCCUCUGGCCCAGGAAAAGGCCGCGGGCCCCACCAUCCCCUCCCACCUACUCAGCACUCCCUACCCCUUUGGCCUUUCCCCCGGCUCAGUUGUACAGGACUCCCGCUUCCAACCACUCAACCUCCAGCGGCCUGUGCACCAUGUGGUGCCCCCCAGCACGGUGACCGAGGACUACCUGAGAAGUUUCCGGCCCUACCACACUGCUGAAGACUUACGCAUGUCCUCCUUGCCCCCGCUCGGCCUGGACCCAGCCACUGCCGCAGCCUACUAUCACCCCAGCUACCUGGCCCCACACCCGUUCCCCCACCCGGCCUUCAGGAUGGAUGACUCCUAUUGCCUGUCAGCCUUAAGGUCUCCGUUCUACCCCAUCCCCACCCCUGGCUCCCUGCCUCCACUGCAUCCUUCGGCGAUGCACCUUCAUCUCUCUGGUGUACGGUACCCUCCUGAGCUCUCCCACUCGUCCCUGGCGGCGCUACACUCGGAGCGGAUGUCCAGCCUCAGUGCAGAGAGGUUGCAAAUGGACGAGGAACUGAGGCGGGAGAGAGAGCGGGAGCGGGAACGGGAGGCCGACCGGGAGCGGGAGAAGGAGCGGGAACGGGAGCAGCGGGAGAAGGAGCGGGAGAAGGAGCUGGAGCGCGAGCGGGAGAAGGAACGGGAACGCGAGCUGGAGCGGCAGCGGGAGCAGCGGGCAAGGGAGAAGGAGCUGCUGGCUGCCAAGGCCUUAGAGCCCACCUCCUUCCUGCCUGUGGCCGAGCUGCACGGACUCCGGGGUCACAGCACGGAGGAGCGGCCCAAGCCCUCGGAGCAGCUGACCCCAACCCGAGCAGAGAAGCUGAAGGACGUGGGCUUGCAGGCGCCCAAGCCCGUGCAGCACCCUCUGCACCCAGUGCCUGCCCCACACCACACGGUGCCCAGCCUCAUCUCCAGCCACGGCAUCUUCUCUCUGCCUGGAAGCAGCGCCACCACUGCCCUGCUGAUCCAGCGCACCAACGAGGAGGAGAAGUGGCUGGCACGGCAGCGCCGCCUGCGGCAGGAGAAGGAAGACCGCCAGUCCCAGGUGUCCGAGUUCCGGCAGCAGGUCCUGGAGCAGCACCUAGACCUGGGCCGGCCCCCCGUGCCCACAGAGGUGGAGCACAGGCCCGAGAGCACCAGGCCAGGAACAAACCGGCAUGAGCAGGGCAGCCGUGAACCCCCACAGCACUUUGGUGGCCCUCCACCACUCAUCUCACCCAAGCCCCAGCACCACACCGUACCCACAGCCCUCUGGAACCCAGUGUCUCUGAUAGACAAUGCUCUGGAGACGCGGCGGGCCGAGAGCCACCCUCUGCAUAGCCACCCGACUACUUUUGAGCCCAGCCGCCAGGCCGCCGUGCCACUGGUGAAGGUGGAGCGAGUUUACUGCUCAGAGAAGGCAGAGGAGCCCCGGAAGCGUGAGGCCACACCACUGGACAAAUACCAGCCGCCGCCGCCACCACCGCGGGAGGCAGGAAGUCUGGAGCCUCAGACCUUUCCCCACGGACCUGGGCCUUUCCUUACUGAACUUGAGAAGUCAACACAGACCAUCUUGGGCCAGCAGCGGCCCUCUCUUUCCCAGGCAACCUCCUUCGGGGAGCUCAGUGGGCCUCUGAAGCCAGGCUCUCCGUACUGCCACCCCACAGCGAGGGGCCCCGAUCCAGCCUACAUCUACGAUGAGUUUCUUCAGCAGCGACGGAGGCUGGUCAGCAAACUGGACCUGGAGGAACGCAGGCGGCGCGAGGCUCAGGAGAAAGGGUACUAUUACGACCUCGAUGACUCGUACGACGAGAGUGACGAGGAGGAGGUCAGGGCACAUCUCCGCUGUGUGGCUGAGCAGCCGCCCCUCAAACUGGACACGUCCUCAGAGAAGCUAGAGUUCUUGCAGCUUUUUGGCUUGACCACCCAACAGCAGAAGGAGGAACUGGUGGCGCAGAAGCGCCGGAAGCGGAGGCGGAUGCUCAGAGAGAGAAGCCCGUCGCCACCUGCCGUUCAGUGCAAGCGACAGACGCCUUCCCCCAGGCUGGCUCUGUCCACCCGCUACAGCCCCGACGAGAUGAACAACAGCCCCAACUUUGAGGAGAAGAGGAAGUUCCUGACCUUCUUCAACCUGACACACAUCAGUGCGGAGAAGAGGAAAGACAAAGAGAGGCUUGUUGAAAUGCUCCGAGCCAUGAAGCAGAGAGCACUGUCCGCAGCAGACUCAGUGACAAACUCUUCGAGGGACAGUCCUCCCAUCUCCCUAAGUGAACCAGCCACACAGCCAGCUCCUCUAGAGACGGAUCAGCCUGUCGGGGUCCCUGCCUCCUUGUCAGAUGUCCCAAAGGCCGCGGAGACUGGGAGACUGGAACAGCUCCGGCCCCAGGAGCUCUUGAGAGUCCAGGAGCCGGCUCCUCCCAGCGGUGAGAAGGCCAGGCUGAGUGAGGCCCCUGGUGGCAAGAAGAGCCUGAGCAUGCUCCAUUACCUCCGGGGCGCUGCGCCCAAGGACAUUCCUGUGCCGUUGUCUCACAGCGUCAACGGGAAGAGCAAGCCCUGGGAGCCUUUCGUGGCCGAAGAGUUUGCACAUCAAUUCCAUGAGUCCGUGCUGCAGUCCACACAGAAGGCUCUGCAGAAGCAUAAAGGGAAUUGUGCUUUGCUAUCUGCAGAGCAGAGCCACAAAGUCGACACGGCAGUCCACUACAACAUUCCCGAGCUGCAGUCCUCCAGCAGGGUCCCCUUGCCCCAGCACAAUGGACAACAGGAGCCCCUGACGGGGAGGAAGGGCCCUCCUAUGCAGGAGGUGGACCAGGACUCUGAGGAGGACUCGGAGGAGGACAGCGAGGAGGAAGCUGAGGAAGCCCCCAGGCGCCAGUGGCAAGGGAUUGAGGCAAUCUUUGAAGCUUACCAGGAACACAUAGAAGAGCAAAACCUGGAGCGGCAGGUGCUACAGACGCAGUGCCGGCGGCUGGAGGCGCAGAACUACAGCCUCAGCCUGACUGCAGAGCAGCUGUCUCACAGCAUGGCGGAGCUUCGGAGUCAGAAACAGAAGAUGGUCUCUGAGCGGGAGCGGCUCCAGGCGGAGCUGGACCACUUGCGGAAGUGCCUUGCCUUGCCCACCAUGCACUGGCCUAGGGGCUACUUUAAGGGAUAUCCGAGGUGACGGUUUCCCUUGCACUAGGCUGAACCUAUAGUAUAGAAAUAUUAUCUAUUUUAUUACCUUGAAUAUUUAAUAUUUUUCACUGGGAGGUUUGAAGCUUACAAAUUGAGAACGUGCCAUGCAUGAAGCGAAGGGUUCCAGGCUCCAGAGAGGAGAUCACCUCGACGCCAGUGUCACCGAGGCACCUGUCUCAGCUAGGACUCAGUUUCUCUUUCUGAGGUCGGCGUUAUUUCCUCUCUCCCCCACGUCAUCCUCCUCCGACACUGACGUCCACCGUGCAUGUGGCUGAGGGAGAGAGCCAGCUGGUUGUUUCUGGUAUAGCUGUGCCACAAGAGCCCAGCUUGCUGUUGCUGCGGCCCUGGGGUUUAACCUCUUCCUGCCAGGAGCGGGACUAAUACACCGGGAAGGCUGGGUGCGUACAAGCAAAGGGCUCCCCAUCAGUCCCAUCCGUCGCCUUCCCGCAAGCGAAUGAGCGUCAUCAUCGAAGCCACCGCUCCUGGGAGCACAUGAGCUUCUCCCUGGAACAGCUCUUAGGAAAAGAGGCAAACCCACACCCAAAAGUACCUUGUUUUCCUUGGGGAAGAUGCGUGGAGCUGUCCACAGAUAGCCUACCCACUGGAUUGCUACCGCCGUGUGUGGUGUUUUCAUACAAACGUAUGUUUUGAGAGGAAAGUCAAAGGUGCUUCAGCCUUGUACUGUGUAUAUAUUAAAAAAAAAA
Mus caroli (Ryukyu mouse) is the source of this 6458-nucleotide messenger RNA. RefSeq names its product Gse1 coiled-coil protein (gene Gse1). Lineage: Eukaryota; Metazoa; Chordata; Mammalia; Rodentia; Muridae. The record is from RefSeq and is a predicted model, not a curated record.